Camponotus floridanus (Florida carpenter ant) is the source of this 2448-nucleotide messenger RNA. RefSeq names its product inositol polyphosphate 5-phosphatase K. Gene Ontology annotation, cellular component: plasma membrane; cytoplasm; ruffle. The record is from RefSeq and is a predicted model, not a curated record. Gene Ontology annotation, molecular function: phosphatidylinositol-4,5-bisphosphate 5-phosphatase activity. Gene Ontology annotation, biological process: phosphatidylinositol dephosphorylation. The transcript has 9 exons. Lineage: Eukaryota; Metazoa; Arthropoda; Insecta; Hymenoptera; Formicidae. Bases 341 to 1657 code for a protein of 438 amino acids.
CAACAACAACGGCGAGGGAGGGGAGGCAGUUUGACUUCCCUCCACACUCCACACUUGUCAACAACAUGGCAUCAUAGUAGAGACGUAUCAGAUCGAAUGUCCAGAUGCCCGCGACGUAUUUUGUUGAACGGCAGUUUCCUCGCGGCAGAUAUUGCCGGGUGAAAGGUACGCAGAAUACUCGGGGCACUCGACUACUACGCCGCAUUCAUUUCUAACCUGACGUACGAUGAGCAGUCAUUCAGCACUGUGCAGAGUCAGCGUGAUAUAACUCGCGCUAAAUAUUUCCUUCGCUAAAGAAUUACGUAAAUUUUUCGUCAAGCCUGAAUUCUCCCUACUAGAGAUGGCAGAUCCGGUGAAACAGCUCAGAAUUUACUUCAUCACAUACAAUGUGGCUACAAAGUUUCCCGAUCCUAAUCAGGAUCUUCACCAGCUUUUGGGCAUCACACCUUGCGGCGAGACAAACUUAUGGCCAGAUAUAUACUUUAUUGGAUUUCAAGAAGUUAAAUCACAGCCACAAAAUAUAGUGUUGGAUUACAUACUACUUGAGGAUCCUUGGACUAAAGCCUUUAGAGAUGUACUGAAAAAGUAUGAUUACAUAAAAAUACGUUCACAACGAUUGCAGGGUCUUGUUUUAAAUGCCUUUUGUCUAAGGAAGCAUUUAACACAAUUAAAAUUAAUAGAAGCUCAAUACACUAGGACAGGUUUUGGUGGCAUGUGGGGAAACAAGGGCGCAGUAAGCAUAAGAAUGAAUGCCUAUGGAGUUAGUGUAUGCGUUGUAAAUACACACUUGACUCCUCAUGAUCAUUUGCUGGCCGAUAGAAUCUCAGAUUACAAUACCAUAGUGACAGAUCAUACUUUCACUGCUCCAGAUACAUCAAAGAUAUUAUAUCAUGAUUAUAUAUUUUGGAUCGGUGAUUUGAACUUUCGACUUAAUGAAGAAGACUUAACCGGCGCUGAGAUAAACUUACUUGUGAAGAAGAAAAAACUCAAAGAGCUUCUCGAAAGAGAUCAGUUGAAAAUGGUAAUGAGAGAGUGCCAAGCUUUUGCGGAGUUGAAUGAAAGCAUUAUUACAUUCCCGCCUACUUAUAAAUACGAAUUCGAGUCUCAGGAAUUUGAUCUCAAACGCAGACCUUCUUGGACUGACAGGAUUUUGUAUAAAGUAAAUGCAAUAGAUAUGUACAACGAUGUAGAACUUAAGGCAGAACAGCAUACUUAUAAAAGUCAUCCCACUUACAGUGUCUCUGAUCAUAAACCUGUAACUGGGGAAUUUGAUAUCUCGGUCAGACCUAAUGUGAAUGAGUACAUUGUGGAAUUUCAAGAAUGUACAGUGGAGGAAAAUUGUAUAUCGUACAAACUGCAGAGAGAUUUUACACCGAGUAAUGGGGAUUGGAUAGGUCUCUUCCCUAACGAAUUCUCCAGUCUAGAUGACUACGUCAUUUAUGAAUAUGUUAGUCGCGGUAAACCAAUGUCAACUUAUAAUGAACCUCACGGAAGCACGGAACGAAUAUUCUUCAAUGAUACAGCGCUUCGUUCAUCGGAAACGUAUUGUCUGGUUUACGUAGCACAACGAGGAGAUUUUAUCGAGAUUUUGGGUGUUAGUUUGGGUUUUUCGGGUUGUCGCAAUUCAAUCGAGCCAUGCGUUUCAUCAUCCACGUAAAUAUUUUACAGUGAAGAAUCGAUCUCUCUCUUUCUCUCUCACACACACUCACACACACACCAAGAUUUAAGUACAUGAACACCAAUUCUUUCGUCGAGAAAUCAAAUAUCUGUACAAUUUUUUACCGCAGAUGGAAGAAAAUAUUUUCUUGGCUUGACUUUUUAUUACAUCUUAUUAACAAUCACAAUCUUUCCUAGAAAAUGUGAUAAUGUUUUAGAACUCGGUUCACUAUUCUAUAAGUAGGAAAUGAAGAGAUAUGGCCUUUAAUCAGAAGGUGCUUAUAACACGAUAUAUAGUAAAUUGAAAUACAUUUACAAAGCAUCGCGAAAAAUGCUAUGAUGCUUUACACAUAGGAUGUACAUUACUUUUGGUACCUGGUCUUCGCACUCAGCCUUGCCACUUAGAGUGCGUCGCGGCAUAAGAAUCGUACACUUUAGAGCUUGCAGUGAAUGCACUGCCACAUAUUUUUUUGCACGCGAAAUUUUUUUUCAAUUCAUAAAAGAAAAUGGAGAAGAUUAUGUUAUAUAUUAUUUUUUCUUAUUACCCCAGCGUUAAAUGAUUAACCAAUGUGUACGAGUGCGUUCAUAUGGCAUAUCAUGAUCAUUAUUUUCUUAGUAUAGUAAUUUCUAGUGGGAAAUUUGGAUUACGGCGGCUCAUUACUACUGCCCAUCGUGUAAACCCAUGCUAUUUUAUUUUUAUAGCGCCGCGUCGGCAUGAUUUUUAAAUAAGUAAAUAUAUAUUCUAUGUGUGGUUUUAAAAAGGGGACGCAAAUAAAGGAUAUUAAUAUUUUU